Molecule: messenger RNA, 872 nt
Organism: Fusarium odoratissimum NRRL 54006
Lineage: Eukaryota; Fungi; Ascomycota; Sordariomycetes; Hypocreales; Nectriaceae
Exons: 2
Coding region: 12-872 (286 amino acids)
Source: RefSeq, a predicted model, not a curated record
CAACACUCAAAAUGGCGGCGAUUGUUGAGGGCAGCCUGGAUUCCCUGCUGACAGGGGAUCUUUCUGAUUUUACACAGCAAAGAGCUGCUAUCCUCGAGCCGGCCUACAAGUCUUAUCUCAUAUCCACAGAUUUUCGUGAAGAUUCACCCCGUCCCUCUUCGACAUACCUGCUUCCAUCAUCCGAGGUUGUUGUCUUGAUUUCGCGCUGCCCUGAGACUGAAGCUGCAACCGACCUGCACAUCACCAAACUAUCAGACACCUUUGCGGACAACUUCAUAGGAUACUGCCCCGAAGAGAAAUGUGUGGUGUUCAAGGGUGAAAGAGGGUUGAUAGACGACUUCAUAGACUUCACCGAGUCAGUCGCAGGUGAAAAGGAAGUCACGGUGAUCCUGAAGGCCCCAGAACAAAUUCGACUACCUCUUGGCGGUCUAGAACAUGGCCUCAAGUAUGAGGAAUUUGUGGCUCGUGUUGAAGUUCUCGAGUGCGCUCUAUGGAUUGGAAACUCGCCGAGCGAACAGGAAGAAGGCGGAAUCUGUUUCACCAAACUUGCUACAGACCCUAAGCUUCCCGAGCCAGUCACAUCCAAACGAGUGCCAACACCUGACUAUGUCCACGUCACAGAUGACAACAGUCUCAGUCUUGAAGGGCUUUCAAACAUAAACUCAACCAACAUCAGGAGCCCAAUGACGGGUGCCUCAUCCCCUUUGUCCGAUCCUCCACCAUCUCCUUUGAUUCACACUCCGUCAUCUCCUCUAUCUGACCCUCCCUCUGAUAUCGAUGAAAUUUCAUUGCACAACUGGGACGACUUACAUGCGUUGUCUUCUUCGUCUGAGGGUGGCGAGACCCCUCCCUCGCUCCGGGAGUGGGAAUAA